Harpegnathos saltator (Jerdon's jumping ant) is the source of this 7408-nucleotide messenger RNA. Its product is annotated as ADAM metallopeptidase with thrombospondin type 1 motif A. Gene Ontology annotation, biological process: extracellular matrix organization; proteolysis. Gene Ontology annotation, cellular component: extracellular matrix. The record is from RefSeq and is a predicted model, not a curated record. NCBI's taxonomy places the organism in Eukaryota, Metazoa, Arthropoda, Insecta, Hymenoptera, Formicidae. The transcript has 29 exons. Bases 315 to 5852 code for a protein of 1845 amino acids. Gene Ontology annotation, molecular function: metalloendopeptidase activity; zinc ion binding.
UCUCCGAGGAAGAUAAGAAGACCGCGAGGCGAGAUUCGCGCGUUCUUUAAUGGACGUUGUGCUGCUGAUCCCGGUUAUAUUCUGCCGGCGAGCUGCGCUCCGCGAGGAAAACAAGAUUCAAGAGAAGGAAGAGGGACCUUGAGAUCUCCUCCUGUUGCGCGAGGGUUUUAUGGGUGUAUACGAAGGAUGAUCGAUUGAGGCGACAACGCGCGCGGCACGGUCAAUGCGAGAAUCGAUCUCCUGGUGAUACAUCCUCGGUGAUACGCCGUCGAACAGCAGCGCCAGGGAACCAGGAGAGCACGCGGACGAGACGGAUGCACGCGUGCACCGCCACCGGCGGAAUUGCAGAGAUGUCGCGAAUUUCGAAUCGCGUUGCCACGAUCGGCGCGGCACUCGCCAUCGUUUUGCUCGUGAUACUGUUGGUAAUAUUGUGGUCGGACGUGCGCAACAUGGAUAGGCUCGAGCCGGAUGCCGCUCGAAUACGGAAGAAUUCAACGGUCGAGCGCGUCGUCAAUGAGACGUGGAGGAAGCAGCAGCAGCAGCAAGCCGGUCUGCGCGUCACCACGCAUCUCGUUAGCACGUUCGGUCAGCCGCCGAUCGAGCACAACUUCACGAACGAAGUGCUUUCCGAGGAAACACAAAAUACAAAAAGGUACAAUGACACUUCGAUCGACGUGUUGCCGCCUAUCAAAGACAAUCUGGAAUAUGUGAAGCCUUUAAAAAUUAGCCAAAAUCAAUAUGAGGAUCCGCCCGAAGGGUUUUCCACGGCGAAGAGGCAUCACAGCGGUCACUUCCGCCAUACGUCGGCCGAGGUGUGGGACCCGCAUCCGCAGUACGAAUUUACUGCCUUCGGCAAACGAUUUCGCUUGCGAUUAGCGCACGACGCCAGUUUCGUAUCUCCUGACAUAAAAGUGACGCACAUUGGCGAGAACACAACCAGAAGAGAGCACGCGGGUCAUCACUUGGGCUGCUUCUACAGCGGAUCGGUCGAUGGCGAUCCAAGUUCAGCGGUCAGUGUCAGCCUUUGUCACGGAAUGACCGGUCACAUGAAGACGUCUAUGGGAAGCUACUUUAUCAAACCUACGGAACAUUGGCGCGAAGAUGACAAGGACUCCCUUGGAUCUUCAUUGCAGCACGCGAUUUAUCGGGUACCCUCAACGGUGUCGUCCAGCUUCAACGAAGAUACCGGCUUCGAUAUUACCGAGGACGAAGUCAAGAAUCGUAACUGCGGCGUGAUAGAUUAUGACUUAGACGACACUCCUUCACCGCUGACGGACGACAGUUCCGCUCAUAAGAUUUACGUCGGGGAGCGUCCGCGAGAACGCAGAUCAUUGACGCGGAAAACCGCGUCGCUGGGGCAUUCCAAGGAGGAAGAGGAGGAGUACGAACGGUUUACGGAGCAGAGCGAGUAUCGUCGGGCUUUCUUUGAAAAGGAAAACCGCGACAAUAGAUACUACAGUAUGGAACGCGAGCACAGCUAUCAGAACGGAGAGUACUCUCAAGACUCGGAGAUGGAGUCGGAUCCUUUCGUCACGUGGAGGCCACGACGAGCGUUGCCUCGUGAAUAUUUCAUCGAGAUCAUGGUGGUAGCUGACAAGAAAAUGGUAGAUUACCACGGUAGCGGCUUAAUCAGUUAUAUCUUGGUCCUGAUGAGCACGGUCUCACGGAUUUAUAAAGAUCAAUCGAUCGGCAAUCCAGUGAGCAUAGCCGUGAUGAAAAUUAUCAAGACCGACGUGAUAUUCGGUGAGAAGCAUACUGGCAGCGAUGGAAUCGCGGCAGCCGAGAUGUUGAAGCGAUUUUGCAACUGGCAAAAGCACAACAAUCCGGAUGAGCCCUCCCCAGAACACCACGACGCUGCGCUUCUUUUGACCAGAGAAAAUUUAUGUCACAAUCCGAGUCAGAAGCGUUGUGACACUCUGGGAUUAGCCGAACUUGGUAGAAUGUGCUCGCCAGGAUCUUCGUGUGCUAUUGUACAGGACAAUGGAUUGGCCGCGGCGUUUACCAUCGCGCAUGAGAUCGGUCAUGUGCUCAACAUGCCGCACGACGACGAUCCCAAGUGUGCGGGCUUCAGGAACCGUUCGGGCGUGCACAACGUCAUGUCCCGCAUGCUGGACGAUAACACCUUUCCUUGGGAAUGGUCCAAAUGCUCCCGGCACUAUGUCACCGAAUUUCUCGAAGCUGGCUACGCUAACUGCCUAUUAGACGAGCCCAGCAAGAUGAUGGAACGGCAGAACGGUCGCUUACCCGGCGAAGAUUAUUCGGAGAACAAGCAGUGCGAGCUCGUCUUCGGGCAAGGAUCCAGAAUCUGCCCUCACAUGGUGAGUGAUGUGUGUAGGACAUUGUGGUGCACCGCGCCAUUGUGGGAUCAUCAUCAGCAAUGUCACACCCAGCAUAUGCCAUGGGCGGACGGUACCUCGUGCGGCGUCGACAAGUGGUGUCAUCACGGCGAGUGCGUUUCGCGCAGAAAUCUUAAGCCGGUGGACGGCCAAUGGGGCGAAUGGGGAAGAUAUGGCGAAUGUUCGCGCACCUGCGGUGGCGGUGUCAAAAGAAAGUACCGCGAGUGCGACAAUCCGGCACCGAAGAAUGGUGGCAACUACUGCAUUGGUGAACGUGUCAAAUAUCGUAGCUGCGGUAUCAGAGAGUGCCCACCUGGUAGCCCGGAUUUCAGAGAGCAACAGUGCUCGAAAUUCGACAACAAUAACUUCAACAUUCAGAAUCUCGCUAGGGAUGUCAAAUGGCAUGCAAAAUAUACAAGAAUACUAUCGCAAGAUCGUUGCAAAUUAUACUGCCAAGUGGAAAGUAAUCAAUAUUAUAUGUUACGCGACAAAGUGAUCGACGGAACACCCUGCGGACCCGAUACUUUUCAUAUAUGCGUUAACGGCCAAUGCAAACCAGCUGGGUGCGAUCACGUUUUGAAUUCGACUGUUGAGCUCGAUACCUGCGGAGUCUGCCGAGGAGAUAACUCUACCUGUCAGAGAAUCACCGGCUCCUACAAUGCCAGCGUGUACGGUUAUACGAGAGUGGCUAAGAUUCCUGCCGGUAGUAGUUAUAUCGACAUUAGGCAACGCGGCUGGCUGAGUUCGCACAAUGAUAGCAAUUACCUCGCAUUGCGGAUCGGAGAAGACGGCGAAUAUAUUCUGAACGGCAAUUUUAUGGUGAUGCAUCGCAAGGUGAUCGUAUAUCCGGGCGUCACCAUCGAAUACAGCGGACCAGAAUCGGUCGUCGAGCGACUCAACAGUUCUCGGCCAAUCACUAUCGAUCUAAUUCUGGAGAUAUUAUCCGUAGGGAAUGUGUAUCCGCCGCAAAUUACAUAUGAAUACACCGUACCGAAGAAUAUUCUCAACAGCUUCAUGUGGUUGCUCAGCGACUGGUCGACUUGUAAUCGAAUGUGCCAGGGUAUGAAAUAUCGUAAAGCCGAAUGCAGAAGCACCGAGCACAAGGACGUGGUGCCCGACGAUUAUUGCAGAGCCGAGAACAGGCCACAAGAGGAGAGUCAAGUGUGCAAUGCACAUUGCACACUGCAGUGGCAGACGACUUCUGUGUCCGAGUGCUCGAAUCACUGUGGCCCAGGCGUUCAAACCAUAACUUCGCGAUGCGUUCAAGUCUUACUGGAUUCGACACAUCCUCCACAGCCGAUAUCAGCACACGUGUGCUUACACAUCGAGAAACCAAACGAACAUCAAUCUUGUAUGGGUCCAUGUGAUGACGCUCAUUGGAGUUACAACGAGUGGAAUUCCUGCAGUGUCUCAUGCGGCGGCGGUGUUCAGUCGAGAAGCGCGAAAUGUGUUGAUUCGAACGAACGACAGGUGCGAGAUGAGAAUUGCGCUGGACAGGAGAAGCAUCUCAAGAGAAUAUGCGGUCAAGAGGCUUGCCCCAAGUGGGAUUUGGGCGAAUGGAGUCCGUGUUCCGUGACAUGCGGCGUGGGAAAACGGCACAGAGACUCCUGGUGCCAUGUCGAGAAUCGCGUGGUAUCGCAUACCUUCUGCAGCGGUACGCCAAUCGGAACGACGGAGGUCUGCGAUGCAGGUCCUUGUCAUUACUGGCAUGCCGGCGACUGGAGUCCGUGCUCCGUGACGUGCGGUGAAGGAACGUUACGAAGAAAUGUUAUCUGCAAAAGUACUGACGGUCUGACGAGCGACAAAUGUCCCAUCUCGGAAAAACCAGAUGAUUCGGCUUCCUGCAUGCUGAAACCAUGCCCUACUGUUAUAAAUGUACCACCGAUCAUAUAUUCGUCCAAUCCAUCGCGUGAAGAUCUUUCGCAGCAAGAUAACGAAAUUGAUAACAACGGCAUCACAUUUCAAUCGGGUUACAAGUGGGAUGCAGGAUUGUACGGUGAGUGCUCGAAAGCGUGCGACACCGGGUACAAAAGUAGAGUCGUAAAGUGUAUAUCCUCGGAGACGGGACUUGUUGCACCAAAUUAUUACUGCAAUGCGCGUCAACAACCGGCGGCCAGGAGCACGUGCAAUCGUCAUCCGUGUUCAGUUUGGGUUACCGGUGAUUGGAGCGAGUGCGACUCGGAGUGCGGCCAUGGAUUCGAGCAUCGUCAAGUUCGCUGCCAGAGUUACCGCGGCGAGACCUUGCGAGACAUGGAAUGCACUGGUCAACAACCGAAACACAUGCGAAGGUGUCAGAAGGAGCCUUGCAGAGGUGGCCCUAAAAUCAACAGAGAGAACAAUUUUGAUUCUAAUAUUGUCCGCAGAUGGAGAAUGUCUGAUUGGACUCCCUGCUCUAAAUCGUGCGGCUACGGAAUUCAGACGCGAAGAGUGGAAUGUAUAAUCAGAAGAGGCAGCCGUGGGCCGGAAGUACCCGUUAAAGAUGAGCAGUGCUCGAGAACGAAACCGCGCAAACCAAAAUCGCAGAGAUCAUGCCAGCGUAUUGCCUGCGACUAUAGCUGGCAAGAAGGCUCCUGGUUGGAGUGUUCGGCCAAAUGUGGCGAAGGGAAACAACAUCGCACGGUUACUUGCCACCAUGUGAACUCUUAUGGAUGGAUUGACCCAACCCCGACUGAGGGUUGCCUAAUGGAUCAGAAACCGACCAGUGAGCAAACUUGCAAAUUGCGUGAAUGCAGUGACAAAUUUUACUGGACCGCCGGCGCCUGGAAGAAAUGCAGUCAUCCUUGUGGACGCAAAGGCCGACAGAACCGAAGGAUCUAUUGCCAUGACAGAAACGGCAAUAAAGUCGCGCGAAGCUAUUGCCCAGUAGAAUUUAGGCCGCAACGAAAACGCAAGUGCAAUCAAAGAAGAUGCGGACCGAUCACCUGUCUGGAAAUUCAGAGACGUUUUCGAACUAACAUAGACGGUGAAUAUUCGUUGCUGAUUGGUGGUAAAAAUAUGACAAUUUAUUGUCACGGUAUGUCGAGUGCUGAGCCACGAGAAUAUCUGACAUUGCCAGCUGGCGAUAGUGAGAACUAUGCGGAGAUUUACGAUAAAAGGUUAAAAAAUCCGCAUGUGUGCCCAUUUAAUGGCCAAAGAAAUGAUAGCUGUAACUGUGUGUCUGAAUUUGGAACGAUUUCUGGCAAAACCAUGUUCAAGAGAAUACGCAUAGAUCCUGUGAGACUCUACAUCAUAGCAAAUGAUUAUACAUUUUCACGGACACACGGGAUGAAACGCGUAGAGUAUGGUAAGGCCGGCGAUUGUUAUAGUCUUGCUAAAUGCCCACAGGGUCAUUUUAGCAUUGAUUUGAGAGGAACCGUUUUGAAAUUAUCGCCAGAAGUUACAUGGAUCCCGGACACCAUGAGCGCCUCUCUUGUGAUUAACAAGAUCAAUAAUCAGCGAAUCUUCGGCAAAUGUGGCGGUUAUUGCGGCUUUUGUAAACCGAAGAUAGGCCUGAAGUUAGACAUCUUACCUCCCUAGUCACAAUCAUCAAUUUCUUCUGCUAUAUCAAUUUGUUUUACGUGUAUCACACGAUCCAAAGGAGAAUCUGGAAAAGAGUAUCCAGGAUGCUUUACGAAGUAGCGAGAGUGCGAACAAUCGGACGAACAUCGCUGAUCUGUCACGCGUACACUAGUAAGCAUUUUUUCUUAUUAGGAACACCCCGAUUUAUAUUUCCUAAAUCGUUGGCUGCCAGAGAAAAUUUAUUUUCUCUCUUUUUAAUAUGUAACACUUCGUUAGAGACUAUUUUAAUGGAGUUAUAGAAGAAAAAUUCGAUUAUUGUGUGAAAAGCAAUACGUUUAGAUUAAUGCUGUCGGUAUAUACGAGUACAUACGAGUCUGUUAUUUUGGUAUUUAUACAUUUGAAUAUCUAAUAUUUGAAUAUUUAGAUAUUCCAAGACUGCAACUGGAAAAGUGUAGUUUUGAAUAGUUGAUACGAAAUUUGUUGAUAUAAGUCUUGUUAUGAAUUUUAUUUAGUCUAAUUUUAUUAUCACUGUUAAUUGGAACAUAUGACGGAUUCUCUCGAUUCCUACUGCCAGUUCACUGUCUAAUUAUGUCGACAAAAUACAAACCGGUGCAACAUGAACUUAAUAUGGUACAGUCGGUAGUAUCUGUCGUUGAAAUUUAAUAGAUCUUUAAUUUAAUUAUAGACAGUAAUUAUUCAGACAGACAUUAUUUACUCGGAUUUUCUUGAAAACUCGGUUUACUCGUACAUUUCAAGUAUCCGGAUACUUUGAGCGCCAGAGUAAUAUCUAUGUAUUUGUAUACCGAAUGAAUAUUCGAAAGUACAAAGAAUGAAUAUUCUAGAUGUACAGGGUGUUGCAUCGACAUACGCCCUAGUAUGAUAGUAUACAUCCCUGUAUUACUGCCCGAAUUCAGGGAGUAAUACAGAGGCAUAUACUGUCGUACUGAGGCGUAUGUUGAUGCAACACCCUGUACAGAGAUUACUCAUGUGUGUUGACAGCAUUAAUUUAGAUAAAUGACACAUACGUCGAUUCCGCGACUGCGAGCCGUGGUGUACUGUAACCACCGACAUGCUUUAAAUUCGACUAGUUUCUUAGUAACCAUCGAUGAAAAAAAUAUCGAAUAUAUAAACGAUACCAGAAUUCAGCUCACACACCGGCUGAUAUACCGACAUGCAUAUGACAUCAUACUUAAACUAUCACUGCCAUCACACGCGUUAGUGCGAUUGAAAAAAUAAAAAUUACCAUCUUCAGCUACGAGAUCUACAUUCGGUUGAUGAUUAAUUGUGUCAAGUUGAAAUUGUACGCGUAUGCAUGGUUAAGUUUAACUAAGGGUAUAGACCAAGAAUCGUAUUCUGGACGUAUACCGAAUACCAAAUAUGCCUUUCUGAUUCUCGAACUGUUAUACAUGAUUUUCGUAUAAGAAAAACGUAACUUGGAAUUAAAAGGGCAUAGCGUUCGUCACACGCCUAGAGUAGAACCUCGGUAAUGCAUCACUCUCACCAGCCAUCAAUGUUACACAUACAGGGUGUUUGAUAGCUGAUCAUGCAGACGAAAGAUGGAGAUAGAUUGGGUG